AUGGCCAAAGGAAAGAAUAAAACUAACGACGAAAGAUCUUCCAAAUCCCGUACAUCAAAUGGCCACAAGUCAAAACAGCAUCAUAUACGUAAAGGAAGACAAGAGAUUUCGGCGUCAUCAACCACGUCUAAACCGUCAACUUCCUUUCCUGCUAAAUUAGCAAUGUGGGAUUUUGAUCAUUGUGACCCCAAAAGAUGUAGUGGUAAGAAAUUAGAACGAUUAGGGUUGAUCAAGAAUCUUAGAGUUGGACAAAAGUUCCAGGGAAUAGUCGUCAGUCCUAAUGGUAAAUCUAUCGUAUGCCCUAAUGAUAAAGAGAUUGUCGAAACCAAUGGGGCUGCAGUUGUCGAAUGUUCAUGGGCAAGACUAGAUGAAAUCCCAUUCAAUAAGAUAGGUGGAAAAAACGAAAGAUUAUUACCUUAUUUAGUGGCAGCAAAUCCUGUUAACUAUGGUCGUCCGUGGAGAUUAAACUGUGUCGAGGCUUUAGCUGCAUGUUUUGCAAUAGUGGGACAUACAGAUUGGGCGGAAUUAUUAUUACUGAAUUUCUCUUGGGGUUUGACGUUCCUAAAAAUCAAUGAAGAGUUGAUAGAGUUGUAUCAGCAGUGUACCGACUCGGAGAGUAUUACCAAGGCACAGGAGCAGUGGUUAGAAAAAAUAGAACAGGAGGCCAAAGAAAGAAAGAACCAAGCACAUAACGAAGAUGUGUGGAUGAUGGGGAAUGUCAACAGACAAGAAGAUAAUACUGAGCAUGACAGUGAUAGUAACGAGGAAGACGCAGUUGAUAGUGAAAGUGAUAUAGAAUACGACAAUUUGGGUAAUAUAAUACAAAAAAAGAAAUAUGAUUCACUUGGCAACGAGAUGAUAGAAAGCAAAGUCAAGUACGACUCGUUGGGGAAUAUCAUUUCAGGCGAAGAAGGAUCUAGCGAGGAAGACAACGACGAAGUCAGUACCAAUAAGGAAGACAACAAUACUGUCUACGACAAUUUAGGAAAUGUUGUCACAAACGAGAGCAUCACCAAACACAUGAAUUCUUUGAGUAUAUAA
Molecule: messenger RNA, 1041 nt
Organism: Candida albicans SC5314
Lineage: Eukaryota; Fungi; Ascomycota; Pichiomycetes; Serinales; Debaryomycetaceae
Product: ribosome biogenesis protein TSR3
Exons: 1
Coding region: 1-1041 (346 amino acids)
Biological process (GO): maturation of SSU-rRNA
Molecular function (GO): rRNA small subunit aminocarboxypropyltransferase activity
Source: RefSeq, a predicted model, not a curated record